Myotis daubentonii (Daubenton's bat) is the source of this 3302-nucleotide messenger RNA. RefSeq names its product tRNA splicing ligase complex subunit 3B (gene TSLIG3B). NCBI's taxonomy places the organism in Eukaryota, Metazoa, Chordata, Mammalia, Chiroptera, Vespertilionidae. The record is from RefSeq and is a predicted model, not a curated record. Gene Ontology annotation, cellular component: tRNA-splicing ligase complex.
GGCGGGCUCCUUAGAGCGGCGAACAGCUUUUGCCCGGAGGACCAUGAGAGGGCCGGAGCCGGGUCCCGAACUCACGAUGGAAGGAGACGUUCUGGACACACUAGAGGCGUUGGGGUAUAAGGGACCACUGUUAGAAGAGCAAGCCCUUACCAAGGCAGCUGAGGGUGGACUAUCUUCACCUGAAUUUUCAGAGCUCUGUGUUUGGUUAGGCUCUCAAAUAAAAUCAUUAUGCAACUUGGAAGAAAGUAUCACUUCAGCUGGGAGAGAUGAUCUAGAAAGCUUCCAGCUUGAGAUAAGUGGUUUUUUAAAAGAAAUGGCAUGUCCAUAUUCUGUCCUCAUAUCAGGAGAUAUUAAAGAGCGUUUAAAAAAGAAGGAUGACUGCUUGAAACUUCUAUUAUUUUUAAGUACAGAGCUUCAAGCUUUACAGAUAUUACAGAACAAGAAACGUAAAAAUUCUCAAUUAGAUAAAAACAGUGAAAUUUAUCAGGAAGUUCAAGCUAUCUGCGAUACGCUUGGUGUUCCCAACUCAGCAACUUCUGACAUUCCACUUAUGUUAAACCAAGUGGAGUCAAAGGUGAAAGAUAUUCUUGCAAAAGUCCAGAAAAAUCAUGUGGGAAAACCACUGUUGAAAAUGGACUUAAAUCUGGAACAGACAGAACAACUGGAAAGAAUCAAUGAUGCUCUUUCCUGUGAAUAUGAGUGCCGUCGGCGGAUGUUGAUGAAGCGAUUGGAUGUAACAGUGCAGUCCUUUGGAUGGUCUGACAGAGCAAAGGUGAAAACAGAUGACAUAGCAAGAAUUUAUCAGCCUAAACGUUAUGCUUUGUCACCCAAGACAACCAUUACAUUGGCACAUUUACUUGCUGCUCGUGAAGAUCUUUCCAAGAUCAUUAGGACAAGUAGUGGCUCUAGCCGGGAGAAGACGGCAUGUGCCAUUAAUAAGGUGCUGAUGGGAAGGGUGCCGGACAGGGGAGGACGGCCGAAUGAAAUCGAACCACCACCCCCUGAAAUGCCACCUUGGCAAAAGAGACAAGAAGGCGGCGGAAGGGGUGGUUGGGGUGGUGGAGGUGGAGGUAGAGGAGGUGGUGGGGGUGGAAGAGGUGGCUGGGGAGGUGGUGGGGGAGGGGGUGGAGGGUGGGGAGGAGGUGGGGGAGGGGGUGGUAGAGGAGGAGGUUUCCAAGGCAGGGGAGAUUAUGGUGGGAGGGGAGACUAUGGUGGGAGAGGGGGCUAUGGUGGGAGAGGAGGCUAUGGUGGAAGAGGUUAUGGAGAUCCAUAUGGAGGAGGUGGUGGUGGCGGAUAUAGAAGAUAUUGAAAGGUACAAAAAUUAGCAGUGCUUACUUUUUGAUAGCUACAUUAGGUAUAGUGUUCUAAAUAACAUAUUUGAAUGUCAUCUAUGAAGUAAACACUGUUAGAUUCCUUGAUAUCAUUCUUGAAUUGGGUUAAUAUGUAAGAGCAUUGUUUUAUACUAUAUGAUCCUCUUGGACAGAGUGGUGAAUUUUUUUUCAUAUCUGUGUACCCUUGAGCAUGUUAUGUCUUUUUAAAAAACAAAAAAGCAAAGGCUAUUUUUAAAAUUGUAAAUAUUACCAUCAGACUUGGAAAAAUGGAAAGUAUUUUAUUGUCAUGAUUGAAUUUAGAUUGUUACCUGUAUUUUAUUCAGGUUCGACACACAUAAAACAGACCCUACUUGUUAUUAGACUGUUGCCUCAUCUGUAUUCCUGUGUUUUAUAUUUAUUAAUUUUACUUUAUAAAAUAGGGAAAGGGACUGAUAGUUUUGUUCAAUAGAUAGUUGUCAUGGCUUGUUUUUUCUUUUAUAGGAAAUGAUUCCUCUGCCCAGGUUUCUGUUAAAAUUCCACUAAUUGAAGCCUGAGUCUACUUUUUGGUGUGCAUAUUUGAUUUAUUUUCCAACUGGAUUUGAAAUUUGUGAUUUUGUUUGACAAAGCAAAGUUUGAUUGAGGUCAGAAUUACUCUAAAGGGACAAAGACAUGAACCAGUUUUACAUGAUGGUGUAAAAAAAAUUCUUAUAAAUUGUUUCUUCAUCCUUUGGGCCAUCAUUUUAGAUAUUAGAAUGUUAAAUGGCAGGCUGAACUCUAUUACAUAGGAUUAGAGCAGUACUUUCCAGUUUUAAUAAAUCAGAGGUAGGCCAAGGCAUCCCUUGGUAGUUCCGAUUCACAGUUAGAUUUGGAAAAUACAGUGUUAGAGAAGCAUUAUAUGUGGUUGGAGCAGUCAAAGGCUUGGUGACCAGAAGCUGUGAAUUUGAAUUAUGGCGCUAGCUGAGGGGUGCUAUGGGCUAAAAUGAUCAAAGAUCUCAAGGAUUGAUAUGUCCUCAUUUGUCAGAUGAGGAAUGUAUGUGAUGCUUGAGCCCUACCCAGGUUGUUUCAUAUAGACCUAAGUACAAGUGAAAUUUGUUGGGAAUUUAUAGUGCGCUUAUUGUGAAUGGUUUAAGAAGUGGGCCAAUUUAUGUAUUUUUCUCUUAAUGUAGAAAGAGAAAGUGAUAGCCGUACAGAUUUUUUAAAUUCCCACUGUAAAGCCUGUAUCCCGAUGUAAGCUUCUGUUCAACACCUGUGCAUAACAACUUUCUAUGCUCUAACCACCUCAAUAGAUAGAAUGCUGAGUACCAGUGGAUGUUGGUAUUUGGCAGUUCUUGUUGUUUUAUUUUGUUUUAUAGUAAACCCUGUGGUGAAACCUAAAAUAAUGUUAAAACUUUAAAAGUAAACAUUGUGUGUAGUCUUGGCCAUGUGUUUUUCAAGAUAACCCUUCAAAGAAAUUUGUUAAGUAUAGGAAAACAAAUGUUUUUGAUUAUUUGUAAACUUAGAUUAUUUUUUAAUGUGCUUAUAUUUAAUGAAAAGACUUAAUUUUAUUUGUGAUUGUUGGAGAAGAAUGUUUUUCAUAAUUAAGAAAACAUUUUUAUCAGUAGCUAUGAACUCUAAAAAAUAAUUUUUAAAAAUAUGUAAGCAGAGACCACUGGAGUAAAGUAUUUCAAGAGAGUUUCUAGUUAAAACGUUCAUUUAAAACUUUAACAUUUCUGCUUUAUUUCUUUUCGGAAGCUUUAGUUGCUGACGUAGAAGGGGCUUAUAAUUACCUUCAAUUAUUAUCACUAAAGGUUUAUGAAUAAUGACAGAAACAGUAGUUCAUCAAUUUCUGUAAGAUUUCUUUGUACCUUCAUAGGAGUGCUGUUGGAUUAUCCACAGGACUCACUGUAAAUUUUAUACAGGUUUAGCACUUGCUCCUGCAAUCAUGUCAGAGCUGGAGCAACACAUUUACACAUUCCUAUAAACUUCAUGUGAAUAAAAGCUGAGUGGUCUAGA